Plasmodium malariae is the source of this 3114-nucleotide messenger RNA. Its product is annotated as 2-oxoglutarate dehydrogenase E1 component, mitochondrial precursor, putative. Gene Ontology annotation, cellular component: mitochondrion; oxoglutarate dehydrogenase complex. The transcript is spliced from 2 exons. Gene Ontology annotation, molecular function: thiamine pyrophosphate binding; oxoglutarate dehydrogenase (succinyl-transferring) activity. The coding region runs from base 1 to 3114 and encodes 1037 amino acids. Lineage: Eukaryota; Apicomplexa; Aconoidasida; Haemosporida; Plasmodiidae. The record is from RefSeq and is a predicted model, not a curated record. Gene Ontology annotation, biological process: tricarboxylic acid cycle.
AUGAAAAAAAUAGUACAUACUAAUCAUCUGAUGAGAGAAAAUGGAAAAUAUAUAAAAAGAGCAUUUCAUCUAAGUAGUCUUGCAUGCAGUCAUAACUUUAACCCGAGCAUGGCCUCAUACAUAGAGGGGACCUACAGGAUAUGGAAAAAGGACAAAAACUCUGUUCACAAGUCAUGGGAUGAAUAUUUUGCAAAUAUCUAUGAGGAUGUGCCUUCCCCAUUUUCCAAUCAGGUGAGGAUAGUAAGUAGACAAGAAGAAAAGAGUAACGUAUGUAUAGGGGAGUUAUCUAAGAACAGUAAGUUACGAAUAACUUAUGUAAACAAGGAAAUGCUAGAAAAGGGGAAAACUCAGAAUAUAUACGAUUUGGCACGUGUAGUUCAACUUAUAAGGUGGUAUCAGAAGAAAGGGCAUUUGUAUGCAAAUAUAAAUCCAUUGCCAUUACCGAACAUGCCCCCAUACUCAAGUGUAAUAUAUGAAAAGGAUAAAAAAAAGAUGUCUUUUGAAGAUUUUGGUUUUACUAAUGAUGAUUUAGAUAAAGAAUUUUCAUUUGAUCUGCCAUCCAUAACAGGCUUUUUAACAAAAGAGAAGAAAACAAAAUAUACGUUAAGGAGCUUAAUAAAUAGAUUAGAAGAAACAUAUUGUGGAACUAUUGGAUUUGAAUAUAUGCAUAUAACAGAUGAGAAUGUAGUAAAUUACAUUGUGAGAAGAAUUGAAAAUGAUAAGAAAUAUCAAUAUAAUAAAAAUAUGAAAAAAAAAAUUUUGGAAGAUACAGCAAGAGCAUUUAUUUUUGAAAAUUAUAUGGCUGCAAAAUUUGCUACAACGAAAAGAUUUGGAGUAGAUGGAUGUGAAACAUUAAUAACUGGGAUGAAAGCAUUAAUAAAGCGAGCAGCAGUGUUACAUGUAGAUAGUGUAUUAAUGAGUAUGUCACAUAGGGGUAGACUCAAUGUAUUAUUUAAUGUAUUACACAAACCAUUAGAACAAAUGAUGUCAGAAUUUCGUGGAAAGACUGGGUUUAGUGAUAACAUAUGGGGUAAUACAGGUGAUGUGAAAUAUCAUCUAGGUGUAGAAAUAGAUUAUUUUGAUGAAGAAUCUAAAAGAUAUAUUCACAUGGGAAUUGUAGAUAAUUCAUCUCAUCUAGAAUCAGUAGAUCCUAUACUUAUGGGUCAAGCAAGAGCACAACAAUAUUAUUGUAAUGAUAAAGAAAAGAAGAAAGUAUUACCUAUUACUAUUCAUGGAGAUGCAUCUAUUGCUGGGCAAGGAAUUGCUUAUGAAACAUUUCAAAUGUCAAAACUUCCAAGUUAUAAUGUAGGUGGAACCAUACAUAUUGUUGUUAAUAAUCAAAUAGGGUUUACCACUUACCCGGUAGAUGCAAGAUCGGGUAAAUAUUGCACCGAUAUUGCAAAGUGUAUAGAUGUUCCUAUAAUACAUGUAAAUGCAGAUGAUCCAGAAGCAGUGACUUACGUAUUCGAAUUAUCACUAGAUAUUAGAAAUAAAUUUAACAUAGACACUAUUAUAGAUUUAGUAGGGUAUAGAAGAUUUGGUCAUAAUGAAUUGGAUAUGCCCAAAUUUACAAAUCCAUUAUUAUAUGAUAUAAUAGCCAGACAUAAAUCGGUGUUAGAUCUAUACAGUAAAAAACUUAUUGAUGAAAAAGUAAUUACUUUAGAAGAAUUUGAACAAAAUAAAAGAAAUAUAUAUAAUUUAUAUGAAAAAGUAUAUGAACAGUCUAAAUCGUUUGUGCCAACACCAAAGGAGAGAUACCUUCCACAAUGGGAGCAUAUGGUUACACCACAAAAAUUUUCCCCCUCUAGAAAAACAGGAGUAGAAAAAGAUGUAUUAAUAAAUAUAGGAAAACAAAUAUUUACCUUACGAGAAGAUUUUCAUGCUCAUCCUAUCAUAACAAAAUUAUUUAAAAGUCGUAUUGAUAGUUUAGAAACAGGGAAAAAUAUUGAUUUUGGAACAGCCGAGUUACUUGCUUAUGCUACAUUACUAUCAGAUGGUUUUCAUGCUCGUUUAUCAGGUCAAGAUUCACAAAGGGGUACCUUUUCACACCGACAUGCAGUAGUACAUGACCAAGUAACAUACAAAUCGUAUAAUAUCUUUGAUUCGUUGAAAACACCUCAUACAAUUGAAGUAAAUAAUUCUUUAUUGUCUGAAUAUGCAUGUUUGGGGUAUGAGAUAGGGUAUAGUUAUGAACACCCAGAUGCAUUAGUUAUAUGGGAGGCACAAUUUGGAGAUUUUGCUAAUGGAGCACAAGUAAUGAUAGACAACUACAUAGCUUCAGGGGAAACCAAAUGGAAUAAACAAUCAGGUAUAGUAAUGUUAUUACCACAUGGAUAUGAUGGACAAGGACCUGAACAUUCAUCUGCUCGUAUUGAACGUUUUUUACAGUUAUGUGAUGAUAGAGAAGAUAUUGCUACUUACUCUGUAGAAAAAGAUAAGAAGAUAAUACAACAACAUAAUAUGCAAAUAAUUAACUGUACGAAACCAUCAAAUUUUUUUCAUGCUUUGAGAAGACAAAUGCAUAGAUCAUUUAGAAAACCAUUAAUAGCUAUUACACCUAAGAAAAUGCUUAAAAUGAGAAUGGCUUUUGAUAAUAUAGAAAAUUUUUUAACAUCAACCGAAUUUUUACCUUAUUUACCUGAACAGUUCAGUCAUAAAUUGUAUCAAAAGGAUAAAAUUAAAAGAAUAAUAUUGUGUUCAGGACAAGUAUAUUAUGAUUUACUAAAUUACAGAGAGACUAAUAAAAUUCAGAGUGUUGCUAUAGCCAGAAUUGAACAGUUAUCACCAUUUCCUUUUAAAAGAUUUAUGAACGACUUACAGACGUACCCAAACUUACGAGAUGUUAUAUGGGUCCAAGAAGAACACAUGAAUAUGGGUCCAUGGUUCUAUGUUUCUCGUCGUAUAGAAGCAGCUAUUAAACAGCUUAAGAAGGACAAUCCUGGAUGGGGUAUACAAAUACCAGAUGUGUACUACUCAGGUAGGGAUGUUUAUGCUGCUCAAUCCGCGGGAGAUCUCAACUUGCACCUCUACCAACUAGACGAGUUUCUCGUUGACUCUUUCGACCUCAACAAGACUCACCACAUGCAUGCACACAAGUACACGGUUGCGCUGUGA